This is a messenger RNA of Folsomia candida, 1626 nucleotides long. RefSeq lists its product as uncharacterized. The coding region runs from base 222 to 1109 and encodes 295 amino acids. The transcript has 3 exons. NCBI's taxonomy places the organism in Eukaryota, Metazoa, Arthropoda, Collembola, Entomobryomorpha, Isotomidae. The record is from RefSeq and is a predicted model, not a curated record.
UUUAGUACUGGAUAAAAUUUUCUCUUACAGAAUAUUUAUUCGUGAUGUGGUUGAACUCAAACUUUGGAAUUGCACAGUUAGUUGGAGGAAUAUUAAUAAGAAUUUAUUCAUAAACUUGUCUUUUCCCUUCAACUAGUUUAAAUAAAUAGCAGUCUCCAUCCGUUGGAUAAGCACAUUCUUUCGAAGGAAGUAUCAAAAGCUGGGUACUUGUCAAGUUCAAAAUGCAUCUCAAUCCCAAAUUUCCUUUGUUCGUUUUUGCUGUUUUUCUACAUUUGAUUAAAUCAGGAUGCUCGUUCGAAACCACUUUAAACACGCACAAGGAACUCCGUCGUUGGAAGUUUCAUGGAAAUUAUACUUACGCGAAUUCCAGCUCGGAAAUUCGGCACCUCGCCCCUCAGGUUCUGUUACAAGCUACCCCCACUACUUCUUCGGGUGAGAGCGGUGUCACAGUUUCAGGGGAAUUCGAGAGGGAGGGGAUUUGGCUUAUCAAACACGAGUCUGAUGGAAGCAACAAGUGGAACAUGUCCUACUCCAUGAGUCACUUGCUCAUUGCUCAAGCCUGGGUCACCCUUUUGGCUCACCCGAAUGUCGAGGUCAUCUUUAAGUCCAGUGGAGAUCAAGUGGUUGGGCGUUUCUGGUCGGAUGGGAAAUCAUGGUGCGAUGCAAUUUUUAAUAUGGGACUUCGUAACACGUUUACGGCAGAAAUAAGCACACCGGAAGUGGGGGACUAUGCUCUAAUUGACAAAGUUGUUCUGGGAAUCAUGAGCAACAUUACAACAUCGAAGAAGCGAAGGAUUAACAAUCCAUGUCUGACCACACCCCUCACAGCGGCCACUACAAACAUGACCGAUGUCGAGACCGAUGAUGAUAACGAAUUGAGACGACGAGGGCCUACGACGACUGAAAGAGCGAUAGAACUGAACAAUACGGAGGUUACCACCACCACCACUCCUCUUCCUUCGUCACCGUUAAAGCAGGCAUCUGGAACCUCCUCCAGAAGAACGUAUCAAGAACGAGGAGGUGCUAAAUGCGAUUGUGUUUGUACCUGUGCAAAACCAAAUUCCACUUUGACAACCACUACAACAACUCCGUUACCGAUGAGAAUUUAGAAAAAAUGCUAAAAUUUAAUGAAUGUGUUUACAAGUAAUAAUUUAUCCGAAGGAACUACAAGGUUUUUUGAGAUAUUGAUUGUACUGGAAUAGCGUUUAUUUACGUUCUAGUAGUUUACUUACGUAGGGUAUAGCCUGGCUCUUUCUCUUACAAAUUCUAUUCUAAAAUUAAAUACUCGCAAGGUCCUUUAUUGUGAGCAACUAUAUACUGAACAUAACAUUUAGUAAUAUAUGAUAAUAAUAAUAUUUAAUAAUAAUAAUAUAAUAAGCAUCAUAUAGUAAUUAUAUCUCAUAAACAAUUUAUAUUAUUUGUCUAAUGGAUACAAACAGGGUUGAAAAAGUGCAAAUAUGGAAAAUCAGUAAUAGGUUUCUUACAGCAGGGUACAUUUGCUUCCCGACUUCGGCUUUUUCUGUUUCGUCGCAGGAGAAAUCUUGUUAAUUUGUUGCACUAAGUCGUAAAAUAUCUAUAAAAAUAGGUACACAAAAAAUUAAUUAAAUUAGCAAGUGUCUAUCAAGA